Molecule: messenger RNA, 639 nt
Organism: Microdochium trichocladiopsis
Lineage: Eukaryota; Fungi; Ascomycota; Sordariomycetes; Xylariales; Microdochiaceae
Exons: 1
Coding region: 345-614 (89 amino acids)
Source: RefSeq, a predicted model, not a curated record
CUGAGUCGCAGCGAAGAUGCGUGCAAAAAAAAAAAAAAAAGAAAACCCAAUGACGACAUUUACUUAUUUCCUUCUCGUCUCUUGUAGCAUAUUUGCGAUCAAUCAAGUGUAAGCGUGUUCAUGGUCGGGCGUUUAGACGGACUGUUUUCUGUGGACACGGGCAGGAGACACGGGCAAGUAGAUUGAUAGAAGGGAUUAAUAAAGGAUACAACUUGGCCAUAUAGAGGCUACAACAUCUCACUAAAUGCUGGUCACUGACUAGAUACUCAUUCAUGAGCGGCAAGGGGUGACGCGGCGACAGCUGAAGCAGCCAUGCACGAAGGAGGGUUUGGGCGGGCCUGGGCAUGGUGGUGGUGUUUCUGACUCAACUGGCUACAGUGGUAAGCGGGGAGACGAGCACCUACCGCGUCACCCAGAGCAGUCAAUCAAGGCAUCGCUCAAGUUAUCAAUUCUGUCCCGUCUACUUGCUAGGGGACUUGGUGCACAAGGAUUGCUACGUAGCCAGAACAUGGUACUGGUGCAGUACCUGCAAGGCAAGGAAGGCCGAGAGGCAUCUAAUGCUUCCAGACGACUUGACGCUGGGGAGAACUGCGUACACACGCACGCACACAUAGGCGCCAGCAGUAGGAUUCAAAGAAG